This is a messenger RNA of Prinia subflava (tawny-flanked prinia), 674 nucleotides long. It is a transcript of the gene HIGD2A, whose product is annotated as HIG1 hypoxia inducible domain family member 2A. The transcript has 2 exons. NCBI's taxonomy places the organism in Eukaryota, Metazoa, Chordata, Aves, Passeriformes, Cisticolidae. The record is from RefSeq and is a predicted model, not a curated record. Gene Ontology annotation, cellular component: mitochondrion. Gene Ontology annotation, biological process: mitochondrial respirasome assembly. Bases 70 to 351 code for a protein of 93 amino acids.
UCCCGGCAUGCACUGCCCCGGAGGCGGUGGCUACGGCAGCAGGAAAGGGCCGCUGUUGUCAUCUUGGCCAUGGCGGCAGAGCCGCCCCCCCCGUUCGACCCCGGCGCGCUGCCCACGUUCACUGAGGAGGGAUUCACGGAAAAGUUCCUGCGCAAGACCCGCGAGAAUCCCCUGGUGCCCCUCGGCUGCCUGUGCACCGUCGGUGUCCUGGCCUACGGAAUUAUCUGCUUCAAGAAAGGCUACACUCGGCGCUCGCAGCUGAUGAUGCGGGCGCGUGUUAUAGCCCAGGGCCUCACAGUCGCCUCUGUUGUGGGGGGCAUGGUGGCCACGACUAUCAAAUCCCGACAGUGACACCGGACGAGAACGAAGGUGCGGCCGCGGACAAGCGUCUGCCAGCAGCCCCGGCUAGCAGGGUGGAUCCUGCUAGCUGCCGAUGGAGUUUUUUGAGAGACUGUUGAGAUGUCGCAGUGGAGCUGGUUCUGGAGCACUGGAAAGGGGGUGAAUACACUCUGUGAUUAACAUGUAAUUUGGGCCGUGGCAUUUUUUUUUUUGUUUCCCCAAGAGCUCACCCUCCUGCAGCACUGAGGCUGCAUGACACUAAGGCUCACCAGCCUGCCAGACUUCUUGUCCCUGGUUGAUGCUGUCACAGGCUGAUAAAAUUGUGUCUUCUUGGU